Molecule: messenger RNA, 432 nt
Organism: Alternaria conjuncta
Lineage: Eukaryota; Fungi; Ascomycota; Dothideomycetes; Pleosporales; Pleosporaceae
Exons: 2
Coding region: 1-432 (143 amino acids)
Source: RefSeq, a predicted model, not a curated record
AUGACCAGUGGGUACAGCAAGUCAGCUCCUACCCAGGACGGCACCAAUCGCCUCCUCCAAUUGCCAGGCGAGAUACGCAACACGAUCUACGAAUACGCACUCACCGCCAACCAUCACGAGCUCUUCUAUCGCGAUUCGAUCGACUUCGACACCAUACCCCAGGCAGUGACCGAAGAGGUCAACAGUAUAGACGAUAUCUGGCACGCAACACCCCAAGAAUGUGUGGAUGCGUAUUACGAACAUGAGUCCGCGCAGGGCGUAAAGCUGUGUUCUACCGCAGAAUCUACAUCCGAGUUCAACCAGCUGAAGUACGUGUGCAAGCAACUCUACAAAGAGACCAAGCACUUGUCACUGUUAUACAACGAUAUCGUAUUCGCCCAAGACAACUUCGCUCCAAAGAUGAACGAGUGGAUGUCGGAGGCCUCAUCGUGA